AUGCAAAGUGAAUAAAAUUAAGAAGAUUAGGAAUAAAUAAACUAAGCUACAGAGCCUAAAAAAUAUGAAUUUAAGUAUCUUUUUAUUUUAGAAAAAGAGAUUUGGUGUUCAUAAGAAUUAAAAGGAUUUAAAGUUAUAGCAAUAAUUAAAUGUAAAUGGAGGUGAUGUAUUUUCUGUAAGAUACGAUCAAGAUGAUCAAAAUCUAGCUAUAGGUAUGUCAGAAGGAUUAAUACAUCUUUUUAAUUAGAGUAAUAAGAUGAUUUAUAAAAAUAGAUAAACUAAUUCAUACAUUAGAGUAAUUCUAAACACCAGUAACAGCUUUAAGAUGGAGACCAAAUUAUGGUUUAAAGGCAAAAGGGAUAUUAGUAUCAGCAAAUGCAGAAGGACACAUUAUUCAUUGGCAUGCUCAUUCAGGAAAACAAUUACAUAAAAUUGUAGAAGAGAAUAACAGUGUAUUAUGUUUAGACUUCAAUUUUGAUGGCAGUUUAUUCGCAACUGGUGGUAAAGAUUUUUGUGUUAGAAUUUAUGAUGAUGAUAUAAAGAGUGUAUAGCAUAAAUUCUAAUAAGCAGAUUGGUAUAUGAUAUUGAAAUUAUAAGGGGUUAGAGAGGUCAUGCUAAUAGAGUAUUUGUUGUUAAAUUUAUACCAGAUUAACCUAAUAUUCUUAUAUCAGGGGGUUGGGAUGCAAAUGUUUUGAUUUGGGAUAUAAGAGAAAAGUAAUGUGUUGGACAAUUUUAUGGGCCUUCAUUAUCUGGAGAUUCUCUUGAUUUUUCUGUAAAAAGAUAAUUGAUUUUAACUGGAUCUCAUAGAACAGAAAAUUAAAUAUAAUUAUGGGAUUGGAGAACAAGAAAACUUUAUUAGGAGAUUUUUUGGACAGGAUCUUAAUCAGAUGAUAAUAGAUCAUAUUAUAUUUAUGCUACUUAGUUUAAGUAUUACUCAUUUAAUUUUAAUUUAGCAAAACUAAUGAAGAUUUUAUUUAUGCAGGAAGUUCAGGAGUUCAUGAAAUUAAACUUUUUAGUUUAAAAGAUGGUUAAGCUAAGGCUUCUAUCUUAGGUUUACCAAAAAGCAUUCUAACCUUAGAUUAAAUGAAUACGACUGAUUCUCUAGUGUUUAGUGGAAUUGAAGGAAUUGUAAACAUUUUUAAGUCAUGA
Paramecium sonneborni is the source of this 1149-nucleotide messenger RNA. NCBI's taxonomy places the organism in Eukaryota, Ciliophora, Oligohymenophorea, Peniculida, Parameciidae. The record is from the annotation of a GenBank genome assembly.